Molecule: messenger RNA, 2299 nt
Organism: Tribolium madens (black flour beetle)
Lineage: Eukaryota; Metazoa; Arthropoda; Insecta; Coleoptera; Tenebrionidae
Product: DNA ligase 1-like
Exons: 3
Coding region: 119-1027 (302 amino acids)
Source: RefSeq, a predicted model, not a curated record
AAAAUAAACAUAUGUAUCUGUUUACGUCACAGCCGCGUCACCAAAAAUUAGAUUUGCGGUGGUUCGUUGGUUCCGUGGCAGCUUUUCGAUAGAAAUAAUCAACUUUCGGUCCAUCAAAAUGGAAUUAGUGAAAGAUCUUGUAAAUAACCAACUCACCCUCUACCUGUUACCUGUGGCUUUGGUCAUUAUUGUAGUGAUUCUAGUGUUCACAUUCGGAUUCAAAUCGGCGGAACAACCACCUUUCGACAAACUCACCAACGAUGAUCGAAAACAAGCUGGAAAAAGGAAGAAAAUCAAGGAAAAGAAAACCACCGCCAACGGACACGUGUCUAGUGGUGAUCCAAAAACCGAAAAAUCACCAGUAAAAGAUUCGAAAAAGUCGCCUACCAAAGAGUCGGUUGACGCUCAAAAACCUAAAGACAAAAAAAUUGAAAAUAACAAACAAGCCGAAAAGAACAAAAAGAACGAAGCCAUCAAAAAUAAAGUGAUCGAAGAAGUGAAAAAUAAGAAGAACUUGAAGMAACUCCUCAGUGAAAAACCAGUGGAUUUUGACGAUGGCAACUGGGAAACUGUCCCCAGUAAAGCUGAUAAGAAGAAAAAACCGGAUCAGAGUCCAGCCAAAAAAGAGAAGAAAUUAAAGAAAGUCGAGAAAACCGCCGAAAUUGAAAAGUUGGUCAAAGAAGUGGUGAACAAGGAAUUGCGUGAGAAAGAAAAAGAGAUCAAAGUUGAGAAGCCUGUAGAGGAACCGAUUCUGAUCGAAGAACCCGUCGUUGUGAUUGAAGAGAAGAAAGAAAAGAAGAAGGAAAAGAAGGCAAAGAAAGAGAAUGAAAGACCGGUUGAGAAAGAACCACCGGCUCAAAAGGAAGUUCCUAAACCGAAAGUUGAGAAAGUGAUAGAGGAGAUUAGGGAAGAACCGCCCAAGUCUCCCACCAAAGAAGGUGGUGUAGUCUUCGACGAGCUUGGAGAUGUUUGGACAGAAGCGAAAGUCGCGAAGAAGAGUAAGAAAAAAGCACGUAGAGAUAACUAGAACUAGUUCAACAAAUCAGAUAUUGUAUGUCAGGUAUGUGAUUACGAUUAUGUGCUACGAGACAAGAUCUCAAACUUUAAAAAGACUUAAGUAGCUGAUUAUCACAGAAUUUUGAACUCAUCAUUCAUCUCAAACAUACUCAAAAGUUUAAUGAGUGCAACAUGGUAUUCACAAUCAAAUGAAGGCUUUUUUAAGUAAAUGUCUAGAUAAGAAGUGGCAGCAUAGCUGCAUUAUUUAAUGUGCAUUCCAUGARGUCAUGUCGUUUAGUUUGUUUUAUUUUGUUAAUUAGUUGAUUUUUCAUUUAGCAAUUUGUAUUUUGUGCCAAUAAAAUCAAAUGAAUGUCUGACCUAUCCAAUGAAAUAAAUGGCCUUAUAGUCUUGCAGUGUGUUGCAAAUAUGCGAUAUUUUUAAUAAUAUAUUUUUGCGAAGAAGAGUAACAAUCGUAGGUUAACGUCUUCCAUAUUUGUUUAAAUGAAAUGUUGUUUGUUUCAUAUUGUCACACUUUUUUGUUGUAGAAAUUUUGCUCAGAUUUUGUGUAUGUUAAUAUCAGCCUAAUAAGUUAAGUUGUAAGCGUCAAUAUUAUUUAAAAAUGGUUUACUUGAGGUUUUGUGCAUGUCCAAGGCAGCGACAACUGAAAAAAUCAAAAUUUACGAUUCAUAAUCUCAAGUAAAAAGUCUUGCCUGAUCAAUAUUUUUACAGCAGUAGUCAUUUUUUAUUGUAGAUUUAAGGUAAAUAAAUAUAGUGUAUUUUUAUUUCCUAUAAACUAUUUUUAAUGCGUGUAUCAUAUUGUAACUAAUGUGUAAAAUUAAAUAUUUCAUAAUGUUUUAUAGCAUUCAUUGUAAAGUUUUGUUGAAUUCUAUGUACUUUUCAUGUCAACUGUAAYGGGUACACAAAAACAUAUUGCCCUGACAAGUAUUUGUAAGAACAAGUAGUCAUUUUUUAUUUCAGUGUACGACUCUGACUUGGAUUAUUGUAAAUAACUCCUGUAUUUGAUAUUUGAAAUGUACAUUAAUCGGCUUUGURUUACGUUUUGUUUUUGCUAUAGACACCCUAAGGUGGAUAAAUUGUUUGUCAUUUAUUUAUUUUAGUCCAGUCUUCUUCUAUGACAAGCUUAUUUGUUUCGUGGAAAUAAAUAAGCCGCCCAUGUGUAAUUAAAUUGAAUACAAACUUGUAUUGUGUACAUAACUGUGUUAUUUGUAGAUCAUUUUGUAUAAGGUCUGUGGAGUGUUAUCUUUUGGGGACCAUUUUCAGAAUAUAUUUUGAAAAAUUUAAA